Molecule: messenger RNA, 6758 nt
Organism: Tuber aestivum (summer truffle)
Lineage: Eukaryota; Fungi; Ascomycota; Pezizomycetes; Pezizales; Tuberaceae
Source: the annotation of a GenBank genome assembly
AUGAAGACAUUUUUCCCGGCAAGAGCCGCUGACGUGCACAAACUGCAGGAACGGUCCAGGACAGCAGGCCCAAGGCGGUCCAGUCCUACCCCCGCCCCCUCUAAACCCGUCAGGAUGUAAGUUGAUGAAAAUUGGAAACGAAUAAAUUUCGAUCUGCGCGAUUUAGAAUUUCAGUUCUGAUUUCCAUGCAUUAGCUCCCUAUUACCACUCAUCCUCUCAACCACUCCCUCUCCCCGCGCUUUCCAGUUCGCAUCCGCAAUAUACCCUACCCGGCAUGCAAUCAGUUCCCGGCGCGUCCCCACACGGCCCCUCCCCCUCCGUUCCCGGAAGCAAUACUGGCCCUCCACAGCAACGUGAGGCUCAAGGUCCUCCACCCGGUCCCACUCAGCCGGCCCAACAAGGUAUGGCCCAAUCUCAGCGACCGGGUCCCCAGAAUGCAGGCCCUCAACAGCCCCCGAAUAUUAUGCAAACUUCUUCGGCUGCCGGCCAAACUCAGAUGCCACUCCUAACCGCACAGGGACCCCACCCGUCCCAGCAGCAGUCCCAGCAGCAGCAACAAGGACCUGCGGGAACACUUCACCACCCCAUGUCCAGUUUGCCUGUCGGACACCCCCAGCAGGCCGACUCUCGCCUUCCCCAGCACCAACAGAGCAACUCUGUAAGUCAGGCCCAGGGCCAAGCUCAACAGGCCGCGGCCUCGAUGCCCCCAUCCGCAGCCGGACCCGGCAGUGGGCCUGGGGGCCCCAUUUUAAAUGUAGGAGGCCCCCUACCAACCGCUCCUCCUCCCCGUUCCCUUCCCUUUGAUAUCUUGCCUUCCCCUGCGGAGCGAGAUUUCGAUAGUCGCAGAGCCUCUUCUUCUUUGGGUUUUCAGGGUGCUCAUGGUCAUUUGAAUGUAAAGGAUGCCUUGUCCUACCUGGAUCAAGUAAAGUUUCAAUUCCAGGACCAACCAGAUGUAUACAACAAGUUUCUGGAUAUUAUGAAGGACUUCAAGAGUCAGGCGUGAGUUUUAAACCCCCUAUCUACGAAAAUGCGCGGGGACUAAACCCGAAUGUCUUGGGUGCUAGAAUCGACACACCUGGGGUUAUAGACAGAGUUUCAACACUAUUCAGCGGCCAUCCGAGCCUAAUCCAGGGGUUCAAUACCUUCCUUCCCCCCGGAUAUAGAAUCGAGUGCUCCCAGGACCCACGGGAUACUAAAAUUACGGUCACAACUCCCUCGGGAAUUCAUCACGCUGCUUCAGGUGGUGAGGUAUCAAUUGGUGGUGAUAGGAGUGGAAUGCAAUUGAACACUGCUUCGUUAAGUGUUGCUGUAAGUGGUGCCAACGGUCCUGGACAAGGUCAGCACUCAAUAUUCUAUGAGCAACAGGUCAGUAGAUGGGACACGCCCUAUGCGCACGGACUAUAUGGUCCCCAGGGCGGGGCGGGUGGAGCGCAGCAAUCCCAACCCCCCCAACAGCAAUCUGAACCCUUGUCUGCCCAUCAGCUGCACCAGCAACAGAUCGUGCAAGCCCAAGUGGCGCAACAACAGCAGGCCCAGCAUCAGGCCAGUGUACAACAGGGUGUGAACCAGUUGCAAUCUGCCGUAGCUCAUACCAAUGGCUCCGGUGUGAAAGGGCCUGUAGGGCUCGUAGUUGGAGGUCCUGGAACCCCUACAGCUGGAGUCAAUGACCCUAAGUCUGGAAAAGGCCCAGUGGAAUUUAACCACGCAAUUAGCUAUGUGAAUAAGAUCAAAGUACGUGGAGAUGUCCAAUAAAUCGUCUCUAUCGGUUUUGCUUACUGUUUGCUUCUAGAAUCGAUUCGCGCAACAGCCAGAAAUUUACAAGAACUUUCUGGAAAUUCUCCAAACAUAUCAACGGGAGUCAAAGCCAAUACAAGAUGUUUAUUCCCAGGUUACUCAAUUGUUCCACUCGGCACCGGACCUCUUAGAAGAUUUUAAACAGUUUCUCCCCGAAUCCGCCGCCCAGGCUCGCGCGGCCGCGGCAGCGAAGGCUGCUGCCGAUGAGGCAGCUGGCCAUACUGGGCAUAUAGGGCCGAGUGGGCCCUCUGGGCCUGGGGGGGCACCUGGUACAUCAAGGCUACCUCCCGUGGGAAAUUUUGCGCCUCCUCCCAGCGUUGGAAAGGAGAACAAAAAGAAGCGCGGUGCCCAAGGACUUAGCACUGUCCAGGAGCCCAAAACUGAGAAUAACAGUGCGAACGGCACCUCAAAUGCAUUAAGAAGCAACAAGGUAUGUGACACUGGUACAGCUAUCGUGCCGCAACCUUGGAGUUUGUCAAGGAUUAACAUCAUUUGGCAGAGACAUAAGGUCGGCCAUCCUGCCAAACCAUCUGUUGCUGAACAACUCGUCGCCGUCUCACCAACGUUAAUUCCCUUCCACCCUGAGCCUCUUGGGCCACAGCCACAGCCCAUGGCGACCACCGAAGAGCUCGCGUUCUUCGAUCGCGUUAAGAAGUUCAUCGGAAACAAGCAAACAUAUAAUGAAUUUCUCAAGCUCCUGAACCUCUUUUCCCACGAUUUAAUUGCGAAAGAUAUGCUUGUCGAUAAGGUAUCAAACUUCAUCAGUGGCAACAAGGAGCUUAUGGACUGGUUUAAGAGAUUUGUUGGCUACGAUGGGAAAGCAGAUGACUUAAUCGACAACGCUCCUAGUACAGUCAAUAAGGUUAGAUUGAAUCUCUGCCGUGGGCUUGGCCCCAGUUACAGGUUAUUGCCGAAACUGGUAAGUGUUUCGCACUCCCUACUUGUAAAAUUUAUCUAGCUAAAUACAUCUCAACCUCCAGGAAGCUCAAAAACCUUGUAGUGGUAGGGAUGAGAUGUGUUGGGAAGUCCUCAAUGAUCAGUGGGCUUCUCACCCGACGUGGGCUUCAGAGGAUUCUGGGUUCGUUGCGCAUAAGAAGAACCAGUACGAGGACAUUCUUCACAGGAUCGAGGAGGAGCGCCAUGACUACGACUUCAAUAUCGAAGCCAACUCAAGGACUAUACAGCUCCUUGAACCCAUUGCCCAACGAAUAGCGAAUAUGACGCCAGAAGAGAAAGUAAACUUCCGCUUAGCCCCCGGUUUAGGAGGCCAAAGCAAAACAAUAUAUCAACGGAUCAUCAAGAAAGUCUACGAUAAGGAAAAGGGGCUGGAGGUGAUCGAAAUGCUCCACAACAAUCCAGUCGUAACUGUACCGAUCGUCUUGAAACGUCUCAAGUCAAAAGAAGAGGAGUGGAAGGCUGCUCAGAGGGAGUGGCAGAGGGUAUGGCGUGAUCAGACGGCCAAGGUGUUUUGGAAGAGUUUGGACCACCAGGGAAUCACGGUUAAGGCGAACGAUAAAAAAGCUUUCAGUACGAAGGCGUUGGUGAAUGAUAUCCAGGCGAAGUACAAGUCACAAGAUGUCAGACGUCAAUGCUCUACAACGCCCAUAGUCGAACACCAAUUCAUGUACACGUUCAAAGACUUUGGCAUAAUCCUUGAUGCUAGCCGACUUUUAGCCGUUUCCCUAGAACACACCAAUACUUUUAGCGCCAACGACCGCGAGAAGAUCGACUACUUUAUCAAGUCCUUUAUCCCGCUGUUUUUCGGCAUGAACUCAAGAGAUGUUGAGGAUACUGUUAACAGCAUCGCACGCAAGUCACCCGAUGAUGAUGGUGACGAAGGAUCGCCCGCAGCCGGAGAGAGUUCAACCCGAGCGGGGCGCCGCGGUAGACAGGAUGACUUGCUCAAAGACGUUCUCAAGCGCGGCACUGGCAAGAAUGGAAAGGGCUCCAGGAAGGAUAAGGAAGGAAGUGUCGCCUCUCGGGGAAGCAAGGAGUCUACUCCGGAGGUGAACCAGAACGACAGUGAUAUCGAGAUGGCCCUUGACGGACCACCAGACCGGCCCAUCAAGGAAGAGCAGCAUUGGAUAUCGAGGCCUACAAAACACCUCCCAGAUAUGAAACCCGGCACUCCAGUGUCUCAUGGUGACGAAUCAUCGCUUCCGGUCAAGAGAACAUUAUUUACCUUGUAUGCGAAUACAACUAUUUAUUGUUUCUUCCGUACCUUCCAGAUUCUUUGCAAGCGCCUGUCAGACAUCAAGGCCUGUGAAGAGGAAAUUCGCAACGAUGUUACCAUUCGAAGACAGCAGAAGGCAGCUCACGAUUUGCACUUGUUGGGCUCCAAUAGUGUUCCUGGCUCCUCCAAAAUGGAAGAGCUCUUCAGUGAUACAAGCCCGAACGCGAAUUACUAUUCACAAGUCCUUGAUCACUGCGAAAAGUUUAUCGAAGCCGAACUCGACUCAAAUACAUUUGAGGAAGGACUCAGGUCUGUCUAUGUACAGAAGGGAUGGCAGCUUUACACCAUUGACAAGCUUUUGUUAGCCAUUCUGAGAUUCAUCCAGGUUAUCGUGCCGAACGAUACCAAAGAGAAGAGUUCCGACAAGGGUGGAAAUGCCGACAUUAUCAGGCUGUUCAAGUGCGAUAGAGAGCGCAGAGAAUUCACCAAAGAACGUGGCGAAUAUCAGGAGUUGAUUAGUUAUCGGAGAAGUAUCGAGAAGAUGCUCGCGCCUGAAGAUAGUGUUUAUCGAAUUGACUGGGUAAGGGAGAAUAUACGUAUUCCACCCGGUUGAUUUGUUGCUAAUAAUUGAACAGAAUGAGGAAAAUAAGGAAGCGACCAUCCGAUAUGUUCCAAGAAACGAAAUGACGAUCGCCAACGAACUCGAUAAAGACGAGCGCUGGAACUACUACAUCCAGACAUAUAUGAUGUGCGCGCCGACAGAGGGCAUUCCGUUGGGAAGAUGUGCCAAAGUAUUCUUGACAAGGAAUAGGCCUUCGGAGGACGACCUACCAGAAGAUGGCUCCCCUCGCGAGAUGAUUGGCAGCUCAGUAGCAGAUGGUUUCUGCAAUGAAGAGAACAUGGAGAUACGGAUAUGCGUGAACACAUAUCGCUUGUUCUUCGCGCCGAAUACCGAAGACUUUAUGGUGCAGAGGAGGUCCCAGCGGCUUGCCGGGGAAAGCAAGAUGCGGGCUGUUUCGGGGAAACGGAUUAACAAGUGGCAUGACUUCCUGAACAACGCUCCAUGGAUGCAGAUGCAGAACAUGUCCCAGGAGGAGAUCGAGAGGAAGAAGGCGGAAUGGGAAGUUGCUAAGAAGAAUGGACAGCCCACCGACGUUGUUAUGGGAGGUGUUUGACCUGACAGUAUAUCAGAAUAUCACAUUGGUGGUGGUUGGCCGGUCUUGCCUGUUAUAUUAUCUUCCCUUUAUUCUCCAUUUUUUUCUUUUUUCCCUUUUGCUAUUCUUGUCGCGACGGACGCAAAAAUCGGGUUUUCAUUGGCCACAGCGGCGACGGUCGGUACGGUACUUGGGUAUAGCAAGGGAGGGUUUUAUUUCCCUGGACUCCAACUUUUUUUACGGGUUUAUCAGGGUUUUUUUUACUUGCUUUUUUUUUGCACAAGUCGCUACUUCCCUUUUUUUACCAAAAUGUUUUUUUACUUUUCUUUUCUCUCCCAUGUGUCAACUUUGUCUUCUCUCUUGGCGGCCGCCAGCCUUGGGGACAUAAGGUGCUCUACCGCAUCGCUUCACCAGUGUGCGGUGAGCACAUGACUUGUCAUCCUAGCCCAGUCUAGCCACUCUCCGAGGACACAACGAAAACGGCAAAAAAAAGAAAGAAAUAACCCCCCCCCCCUCCCCACUUCCUCCCCACUUCCUCCUCCCCUCCUCCCCUCGAAUAAUGUGUACCGUAUUCCUUUCUUUUUUCCUUUUUCUUUUUCGCCCUCUCGCUUCUGUUUCGAAUUUUGCUUCUUUCUCUCCCCUCUACGGCAUCCGCGCCUACCGGUACUCUUGGUUUGAGCUCUAUCGUUGAAGCUAUCCGUCCUCUCCUCUCUUUCUUUCUUUCACCUGUACUAUACAUUAGAAUCAUGGUAGUACUUUUUUCACUAAAAGCUGUGCUGGUUCGAUGCGAUGUGAUUUACGUUUGGAUACCAGAUUCAAAGGCAAACCAUGAAAUACCAAAGGGGAGCCCCAAUGGAUAGGGUCCUGACGCUUAUCCGCAGCGCCAUACGAGUAUAUGGACAAGAGGUGCAAUAUCUCGGAGCGGAGGUCGAGAGGAUUUUACGGCAAGCUAGUGUCCACCAGAAGAUUAGAGACCGCCGACACAGCGAGGUGGAUGUACUGCACCGUAGGUAUCGAUAUCAUACUACGUGUAGUACCGGCGCUGCAUUGUACGAGCAUGUGGGUAUGUAUAAUAUGUAUGUAUGUACAUGUACUGUAUGUAUGCAUAUACGGAGUAUAGUACUCGAGCACGUCUGUACGUACCGGUAUGCAUGUAGUUGACCCGGGCUGGUAUAAGCGCCAAGCUCUGUCCAUCCGUCCACUCGAGCAUCUUAUGGACGAAACUAUGAAUGGAUGAAUGAAUGAACACGGUAUCCGAAAUUAACAGCCAUCGUAGCAGCCAACCGUGGAGUACUCGUAGUACCUGUACAGUACCGUGUUCUGUCCCACGGAGGGACGUGCAAGGAUUGGUGUUUUAUCGUAUUGUGUGGGCAAGCAUACCUACGAGUACUCUAGCUCAUGAUAGCGGUGGAAAGGGGGAAAGGGGGGGGGACGGGCUCUUCAACGUACUAGAGCGUACUCGAGUAGACCGCGGUUCCGAGAGUUGGCUGUGCUUACGGUGUUGGCUUUUUCCCCAGAGACUUUUCAAUGCCCGAAAAAUUUCUCAUCCAUGAGCUUCACUCCAGGUGGCUGGCCAUAAGCCGAGGCUCCGCGAUGGUUCGCGUCUUCGGGCACCAGUACCGCGCUGUAGCUUGACC